GAUAUGAGAAACAGAGGAAAAUAGUUUUGACAUCAGGGGACAAGAAGACUAAAUUAUCACCGGCUGGGUCUUCUUUUGUCUAAACAACAUGUUUUCAGCAGAACAAAGUUGCUGGUUUGUCCGUAAGGUGAUAUGUUGGAGAGCUGCGGCCAGUAUUGCUUGGGCUGUCCUGCUGUUGCCACCCACCACAUCUGUAUUUGUGAUCCUCGGCGGAUUCAGUCUUUUCCACCCCAUCCAGACGAUAUCAGAAUGCCUGUCCCUCAUAGGAAGUGCAAGUGCCAUGCUCUCUCUUAUCCUACUGUGUGGAGUGAUCCUCAUGGUUGGCUUCCUGAACCUCGAGUAUUAUACAGUCAUCCCAACAAUAGCAUGCUCAAGAAUUGCCCUUUUGGGUCAGCUGCUCCACCCUCAUCAGUUUGUCAACUCCUUGGCCCACUGCAUUAUGGGAGUAAUCGUGGCUGGGUGUUGUGCCGUCAUCAUCGGGGGCAGAUACGAGACGCUCGGCUACCCUUGUACACAGAGUGAUGGCUCCCCUCAGAUGUGUCUGAACGAGUAUCACCUCAUCCUUCUGCUGGCGGGAGCCUUUGUGGGAUUUUCUCACAGUCUGUCGGGUGUGAUCCACAACAUGAACUACGUUUCUUUCCACGCUGUUCAGCAAUACAAGUACCUUCGCUUUAAGGGAUCCUUACCUUUGGUGGUGAAGUGCAGUGCCACUCAAGCACUUUACUCUAUCAGGAACUACAUUGUAGUGUAUUUAUUUUUGGGUUACAUCCCGAGAGCAUGGAUCUGUAAAACACUUGAUCUCCAUUUGAACAGCUCCGUCCAUCCUCUUGACACCGUCACUGGACUGCUGGACUUGUCCCUGUUCUACCACCUGUGGAUCAGUGCCACCUUCCUCCUCUUCACAUGGUACAUCACACUGCUGCUCUUCAGGAUCUUUGUCACUGAGGUGUACAGUUUUCCUGUCCAGUCGUCUUUUACCGAUGCUGCCCACCAGUGUCUUCCAAAAGUUCUUACUGACAAGCAACCAGUGAUACUGAAGUUUCUAGCCUUGCAGGACUUGGCUCUGCUGUCUCAACAUUCCCCAUCACGACGCGCUGAGGUCUUCAGUCUGAGUCAGCCAGGUGGUCAUCCUCAUAACUGGAACGCCAUCAGCAAGGAGUGUUUGUCUCUGCUGGCUGACCUCACCCAGAGACUCGUAGCCUAUCAUGAUACUGUACAAACCAACGGCAGAGCAAAAUCACUGUCUACGGGAAGUGAAAGGAAGACUUCAUCUGAGACGUCAGUAACCUCAGGCACAGAGGAUCUCAUGAGUCCGAGGCCCAAUUUACUGAUAAAAACACCGGCCUCUGUCUUUUCCCGCUCCAUCGUUGGCGGCCCUCUGAGCCCUCUGACAGCACCGUUCACCCCUGACCUGAACAGCCCCUUCGCUUCUCCAGCCAUGCGCCGUCUCACCGCUCCGGUGGAACAGUGCUCACCAUGGCACGGCUCCGUGCAGAGCCCCCACAUCAUGAGGAGAGCCCCAAAACUCUGGUCCACCUCCACAGAUUCACAGGCUAAUGGCAGUCCUCCUCCAUCCCCUGCUUCAGUUCUCAGUCCCAAGCAGGAAUCCUCCAAACCAAGUCUCCUGGCUCUGUUCCUCCAGAACAGAAAAGAACAGGUUAAACAUUUCUUGGGAAAGCGGGUGCUGAUAAUGUAUUUGUUUAACAAGCUCCCAGAAGCCUCCAGUCAAGCUCUGUUUGCAGACAGCCAGGCUCACAUCUGGGCUUUAGAGGGGCUCUCUUACCUCGUCGAAGCCUCGUUCUCAGAAGACCAGUUUGGCGUCGUACAGACUGCACUACCCAGCAUCCUCAGCUGCAUGCUAGUCUUACAAGAGGCUGUAGAUCGACACUUCAAGCUGCCUCACGCCUCCAGUAAGCCUGUCAGGUCAACAAGCAGCAUGGGAGACUCUAGUUACAAAACACUUCGCUUUGCUCUCAGGGCCACACUCAAGACCGCCAUUUACAGGAUAACAACCACCUUUGGAGAUCACUUGAAUGCUGUUCAGAUGUCUGCAGAGCACCGGAAACGAUUGCAACAGUUUCUGGAGUACAAAGAAUAGCACACCUGACGCUCGGCUCUUCUGCCUUCUGAUUGUUAUUAGCUUAAUUUGUGUGUAUGCGCGCGCACGUGUAUCCACAUCAGCUUAAGCGAGGCAACGAGUGAAAGCCCAUGAUAGUGCCUCUUUUAAUAUUUAUGUCUGCACUAUGUUGUGGCGGAUUGUGUUUGAUAGGCUAGAUCACAUCAUCUGCCGUGCACGCGGUGGCAAAGUCCAACCGACAGACUGAACCAGGUUGCAGGGGUUCGUUUAAAGACUGUCAGCCGCCGCUCUGGAGAAAGUUAAACGAGCCCAUCGGUGGAUAAGUGACUCAUUCCAAAAACAUUCAUUUGUAUCAAAAGAACAUCAAGUAAUCACAUUUGACUUGUGCUCAUUGGGAUGAGUUGAAAAGGGCUGUUUAUAAUGAAUUAUGUAUGUUGUUUUGGUUUCAUACUUCAUCUUCUGUCUGCUUGAAUUAUACUCGUGAUCUGAAAACAUUUUUGCAUCAAAUGUGCUGAGCUUGAGGGGCGUCAUGAACGUGUCCUGUGUUACGGGACCUCUUCAGUUUCACAGGUGUCUGGGACUGUAUUCUGAAUAUGUAUUUUCUUAGGUCUGGUUUUGUUCUAAACACCAGCCUGGAGAACUGGUUUACAGCUGUGCACAUCAGCUCAGGUUCUCCAGCUAGAAGUUAUACUGUAGUCAGAUUUACAGAUUGGACACCCGUUUGUACAUUAGCUGUUGUUUUUGUCAAGUUUGAAGCUGUCAUUCAUGUCAGAUCAAGGAUGGAGAUUUGUUGUGACUGGUUACAUGUGUGGGUAAAUGUUUUGAUAGUCACUGCCAACAGUUUAAAUUCCCACUCACAACCUGUUGAAUAAAUAUAUGAUG
Molecule: messenger RNA, 2959 nt
Organism: Scomber japonicus (chub mackerel)
Lineage: Eukaryota; Metazoa; Chordata; Actinopteri; Scombriformes; Scombridae
Gene: ndc1
Product: NDC1 transmembrane nucleoporin
Exons: 18
Coding region: 89-2098 (669 amino acids)
Biological process (GO): nuclear pore organization
Cellular component (GO): nuclear pore transmembrane ring
Molecular function (GO): protein-macromolecule adaptor activity
Source: RefSeq, a predicted model, not a curated record